AAGAAUACACGACACACCAGUCAUUGACCUCCCGAACAGUCGGUGAAAGUCGCUGGAUCUGAAAAAGCAGGCGGUGGAUUUACCUUUCCUCGCUUUAUACGGAAGUAUCCGCAUGGAUAAGGAUAUUCAAUAAGUACGACAGACUUUCAGAAAAGAAAAAAGACUGGGUCUGCUCAUCCAACUGCACUGAGCCACUUGCUUUUUCCCUCGCUCCUUCGAAGACGUCACACUUAUCGUGAUAAGUGAUUGUGAGCGGAGCAACAUGUCUCGAUUGAUCAGCCUGAGAGUAAAAAUCUAUGCUGUGCUGUUCUGUAUUACAUUUUCAAUGUUCCUGUUCACGUACACUUACCGAGACCCGCUCAGUCACUUCUCCAAGGACCGAUGCGCCUGUCUGACCUGCAUGGCGGAGCUGGAGGACAACCCGUGGUUUGGCGAGCGCUUCAAUCAGUCCAUCCACCCACUGAUGACCAGAGAGAGCAGCGUCCUCUCUGAGGAAACCUUUAAAUGGUGGCAGGGGCUGCAGCGACCACAGCCCCUGGCCAGCUACACCGGCCUGAUCGAGAGACUGUUCCAGCUCAUUCCGGACAAGGUCGUCUACAUGGACGCCGGCUCUGAUCGCUGCAGGACCUGCUCUGUGGUGGGGAACUCUGGGAACCUGAAUGGCUCCGGCUAUGGAGAACUGAUCGAUGCCGCUCAUUUCGUUAUACGAAUAAACCAGGGUCCCACCAAGGGCUUUGAGAAGGAUGUGGGCACCAGAACAACUCAUCGCGUCUUGUAUCCAGAGAGCGCCAUAAAUGUGGACAGCGACACCUGGCUGGUGCUGAUCCCUUUCAAGAACCAGGAUCUGCAGUGGAUCGUUCACAAAAUGUCUAAGAUGUCUGUGAUAAAGGCUAACAAAAAUAAGGUGUUGAUUUACAAUCCCACAUUUUUCAAAUACGUCUACGACUCUUGGCUCGAAGGUCACGGAGGAUAUCCUUCGACUGGAUUCCUCACCUUACUGAUGGCUAUCCACAUAUGUGACGAGGUCAAUCUGUUUGGUUUCGGGGCUAACCAGUACGGAAACUGGUACCACUACUGGGAUAAGACGUACAUGGCUGGAACGGCCCGACACCCAAUGAUCCAUGAUCGAGAUACUGAAUAUAAUGUCACCUUGCUGCUGGCAGAGAAGCAAGCAAUCCAAAUGUUUAAAGGCAGAUAAUAGCGAGCCAGUAUGUGCAGUGGGACGAGCACCAAAGGAACCGCAGCAGCCUUUGAAUCACUGGUUUCCCUUCACCUCACGGUGGGAGAAACAUUUCCCUGAUUUCCACAGACAUUUAUACGUCGAGUCUGUUCGUCUCUACCUUCUUCACAGACUUCACCGACUGGAAAAUCUCGACUUUCCCUCUUUUGUUUCCAGACACAGGUCUCUGACAGACUGUCAAGACAAGACAAAAGCAACACUGCCACCUCUUAUUACAUUCAAUCACAUUUUUUGGUACCAUGCCUGAGUAUAAUUGCCUUCCCUUAUAGGGACAUUUGAGAAGAAACGGAUAAUUAAGUGUUACUAAUGUAACAAAAAGAUGGAGGCAGAUUAUCUACAGUAGAAACCCCUUAAAGGGAGAAGCCGGAGACGGUACUGAAAUUCUCAAAAAAUGUAAAGUUAGCUCGUUAUGGAGAUGGGAAACCUUGCAACUUAAAUUCCCUGUUUCCACCAACGUUUGGCUGAGUUUCAUACAUCACAGAAGUAUUUGCUAAGUAUUAGCAUUUGCUUUUCCAUUGUCAAACACUGAGAUCCAGACCUACAUUAUAUUUAUAUAAAGGGAGGAGCUCGCCACACUGGAGUGCUGGAUGUCCUCCAUUGUUGCCCUUUGUUUACUGUGUCUAUUCUUCUUCUAUUGUGGCGUCUAACACUAUGCUGUAUGCUGUAUGCUAUUUACAAAGCCGAGGGAGCUGCACAGAUACACGCAAAUCAUGUAUCCGCCCACAAGCUGAACUUAACUUAUAUACUAUUUGGUGAAAUCAAGGGCUAAAGUACUGUCGAUGGCAACAUUUUAAGGGUGUGUUUUUGGUAAAGUGAGGGGGCCUUGUCCGGGGAGUAAAGCCCAUGUUGACCAGAGAGGCACAGAGUCCCAUUCUGAACGCACAAACCACACUUUAGACCUUACAAGGUCAGGAGGUCACUACUGACACAGAAUGGAAUCUAUUCUCAGAUUAAAACCCAGGUCCGGCAAAAAGCUGCAGUGGACAGGAUUGCUGAUGGUCGAGUUUUCUCUCUUGACGCAAUACCCAACAGAUGACCUAAAGGCCUGUACUGUACAUACUCUCCUCCAGGGCUGCGAGAAAAGACUGACGUCAUUAUUUUUCCUUGCAGCUUGUUCUCGACACCUCACCUGGGCAGGACUUAUUUUCUUUUCUUGUGUGGCGUCCGACGACAGCUCUUGUGUGAGUCGUCGUAUGAAAUGUCUCGGCCAGGACGGCUAACUUUGUUCUCGUUCUUGCCGCCUCGAGAAAAAGAACAAACACUUUCUGUUCUUGCUGAGUAUGUACAGGCCUUGAGGCUGUCUUUCCAUCUCUGGGGGUUUCUCGCGAUUAAUGUCUGACUCUGUCCUGUUUUCAGUGUCUUUGGCGUAGUGGGGGUGGAGUGGCUCAGUGGUUAAAACCGGUACCCUGUAUGCAAAAUUCCAUUGUAAGUCGUUUUGGAUAAAAGCGUCUGUUAAAUGACAUGUAAUGUAAUGUAGUUUCAAUCAUCGACAGCCCAAAUGUGCUAUUAAGUUGUUGUUUCCUAAUCCUGGUCCUCUGCGACCUGCUACGCCUGAUUCAAAGGUGUGUUGGACCAAAACAUGCAAGUGGACAACACACUACUAUACAAAACAUUGUCAGCAGUAUAGUACAGUAUAGUAUGCCUAUGCUUCAGGCUUCUAAAUACAAAAUAAACUCUGUUGUCAGACAAAGUGCCAUAAUAAUUUGCUGUCAUAAUAAUGUGGCAUGUCAUACAGAAAUCUAUUGUCCGCUGCCUGCUGAUCUAAAGGUGUAUGCCAUAUCUGAUUUUAGUAUAAUUGACAGGCACACAUUAUAAACGUAUUUUAAUAAGCUUCACAACAAAAACAUACGCACCACCAGCUAUGCUGUAAAUAUCAUGUCAGUGUAAAUUUCCGUCCAUAAAAGGUUUUAUAUUAUAAUCUAAUGGCAAGUUUUGUUUAUCAGUGAUUCUGAGGCUCAUAAACCGCUCGCACCACAGCUGCGGCUGACUUGUGUGAUUGCAGCUGUAAGAGACAGCCCGAGUUGGCCAAAGGACACUUAAAAUCAAGUCCACAAUGAGUCCCAGGGAACAUUCGCAUGCACUCAGUGAGCACUUUACUCUGAAGAAUGCCAAACUAAUGCUUCUCAAGACAGACCCCGUUCUUACAGUGGCAAGUGCAACACAUUUAUGCCCCCCACUCCCCCACCCGCACCAGAUUUUCCUACCAGUUGAUCCAAAUCUCUUGGAGCUAUACAUGGAGGCAUGGUGCGAACUACGGGGGAGCCACGGGGGUCUCAGCCCCCCCUUAAUGAGACAUGAGCUCCCCUGGAAACAUGAUUUGUGAGAUUUGGGGAGGCUAUCUAAAAUAUUGGCAAAAUAUUGUUUUUUGAUUCAGAUUUGAUUCAGAUUUGAUGCGUGUGAGGAGGUUGGAUUUGAUAUGUGCUGACAAAUGUACGACUUUAUUCUUGAAGUCUGUGAAUUAUUAUUUUUUUUCUCAAUGUGGCCCAAAUACUCCGUCAUAUUUUUUCUAACCUAAUCGUCAGAGUAGGACACGGGAAAUUUACCAGUGAGCUGAAGAUGUUGGAAUACUGCAGGUCCAUUGUAAGGGGUCAGUUGUGGUCAAGUGUGUGGAUUUAAAGUGCACCGUUGGCAGGAGCUUUUCCUGUCACUAGUUUUAGCCUAAAAGAGGCUUGACAGACCCAUGUCACUGAAUGUAGAGCUAUUUAACAUGUAUCUUAUUUCACUACCUGCUGCUUUAAAUAUGAUUUUGUUAUUAUUAAUAACACAGUUGUAGGGAACAGAUCAUUGGCCUGUAGACUGUGUCAGGGACUGUGUAAUGAAGUGGGGACAGAGAGCCGAGCUAUCGUGACUUAAUCGAUUGUAUUUUUUUACCGCAGUAAAUGUUUGUAAAAGUUUGAGGUGUCACACGGGCGCCAUGUUCUUGUCCACAUGCGUUGUGUCGUGGACGUCUACUGUAACAUACUCAGCCUACAAAGGGGUGCCUUAUCAUUUUACCAAUGACGUACAUUUUUAAAUGUACACUGUGACAUGCAUUUUUGAUUAAACGUGGGUGUGAAGAGCCUUUACCAUCUUGUUGUACUGUGAUGUAAUUAUCUUUCUGGAUUUGUCACUUAACUUGACAGGUUUACAGAAUGUCAACAAUGUCAUAUUUAAUUGAUGUGCAUGAUGUGUGUAUGUUAGAGCCUUUUUAGGUGUAGUUUUUGCCUCAAAUCGAAGUUUUCAUGAUGUAGACAACACACAUACACGUCUACGUCUUUGAUUUCACAGCUGUGAUGAAACGCAGUAAUUGCUGUUUCAGAUUGGUGAGAGGUUUCUGAUUUGCUGCACAUGCCUUGUUUCAUAACAGGACAUUUUUGCUCCGUCUUUGUCUUCUUCAUCGCUUGAAACCUGUCCGUCACCUUGUAUGCCUCACAGUUUGUUUUACAGGGUACACUACUGUCACCUAGUGGACGGGAACAUGCA
Molecule: messenger RNA, 4702 nt
Organism: Solea senegalensis (Senegalese sole)
Lineage: Eukaryota; Metazoa; Chordata; Actinopteri; Pleuronectiformes; Soleidae
Gene: st3gal1l2
Product: ST3 beta-galactoside alpha-2,3-sialyltransferase 1, like 2
Exons: 6
Coding region: 263-1198 (311 amino acids)
Molecular function (GO): beta-galactoside (CMP) alpha-2,3-sialyltransferase activity
Source: RefSeq, a predicted model, not a curated record